Aspergillus viridinutans is the source of this 333-nucleotide messenger RNA. RefSeq names its product ribosomal protein P2 (gene aspf8). Gene Ontology annotation, biological process: cytoplasmic translational elongation. The coding region runs from base 1 to 333 and encodes 110 amino acids. The transcript has 2 exons. The record is from RefSeq and is a predicted model, not a curated record. Gene Ontology annotation, cellular component: cytosolic large ribosomal subunit; ribosome. Lineage: Eukaryota; Fungi; Ascomycota; Eurotiomycetes; Eurotiales; Aspergillaceae. Gene Ontology annotation, molecular function: structural constituent of ribosome.
AUGAAGCACCUCGCCGCUUACCUGCUCCUCGCCCUUGCUGGCAACACCUCCCCCUCCGCUGAGGAUGUCAAGGCUGUCCUCUCUUCCGUUGGCAUUGACGCCGACGAGGAGCGCCUGAACAAGCUCAUUGCUGAGCUCGAGGGCAAGGACCUCCAGGAGCUGAUCGCUGAGGGUUCCGCCAAGCUCGCUUCCGUUCCCUCCGGUGGUGCUGCCGGCGCUGCUCCUGCCGCUGGCGGUGCCGCUGCUGGUGGUGCUGCCGCCGCUCCCGCCGAGGAGAAAGAGGAAGAGAAGGAGGAGUCCGACGAGGACAUGGGCUUCGGUCUCUUCGACUAA